Molecule: messenger RNA, 963 nt
Organism: Closterium sp. Yama58-4
Lineage: Eukaryota; Viridiplantae; Streptophyta; Zygnematophyceae; Desmidiales; Closteriaceae
Source: the annotation of a GenBank genome assembly
AUGACCCUCAACUCCUCCCUCACCCCCUCCCCUCUCACUCACCUUCUCCCUGCAUUCCCACUCCGUGUCCUCUCUCCCCUCCCUCCCCCAUCCCUCCACUCUCCCCUUUUUCUCUCCCCUCCCUCUCCCCUCCCUCUCCCAUCCCUCUCCCCUCCCACUCCCCUCCCUCUCCCCUCCCUCUCCCCCCCCACUCCUCUCCACUCCCCUCCCACUCCCCUCCCUCUCUCUCUCCCGCCUCUCUUCUCUCAUCGGUUGCACCGUGGUGCAGUAUCUGGGAGACAACAACUUCACAGGCCCUUUCCCCCCGUCCGUUUUCUGAGAAUUCUUAAAAAACAUACGCCCCAUCCUCCCCUCUCUCUCCCCCCGUCGGCGCGGCACUGCAGUGAUCUGGGAGACAACAACUUCACAGGCCCUUUUCCCCCAUCCAUCUUCUCGCUCUCCAAUCUCAGAGACCUGUCGCUGUACGACAACCAAUUCGUGGGCUCUAUCCCCGACGCCAUCAGCACUCUCACCAAGCUCAAGGACCUCAACAUCUUCCGCAACAGCCUCUCUGGCCCCCUCCCCUCGGGCAUUGGAAGCCUCGUGAUGAUGGAAUACAUGAACAUGCAGAACAACCAACUCACUGGGUCCAUUCCAGCUUCCAUUGGCAACCUUGUCAACCUCGACUACCUUGACAUAAGCAACAACGCCUUCUCCGGAUCUCUCCCCGACUCCAUGGGCCUCCUCAAAAACCUUAAGAACCUUGAUCUGAGUGAGAACAUGUUCACGGGCUCUCUGCCUGUUUCACUGGGCAACCUCACCAAUCUGCUCACCCUGUUCUACAACUCCACCAGUCCCAGCAGUCCCGUGUGUCCGCCCAGUGGCGGCAGCUGCAUGGGCGUGAAUCAGCAGGGCAACUCCUCCUUCUGCCAGGCCUGCCCCGAUUUCUGCACCACCUGUACUCCCCCCGGCAGUAAGUUUUGA